AUGUCUUCCAACGUCAUAACUAUAGAUUCAGACUCAGACUCAGAUGAUGACAUCGAGAUCCUUGAGUUCAGGAAAAUAACUCAAGAUCUAAUAAACAACCCACAGAGUCAAGUCACCAACAACGACAACCACGGUUCCCAGUCAACAUCAACAACCACACCCGACCAUAAAACUGUCAAGAAACUAGCUGAUAUUCAAUGUCCUAUAUGUUUUGAUAAUAUUAAUGUGGCAACUGUGACUUCAUGUGGACAUGUAUUUUGCUUGGAAUGCAUUGAGAUGAGUAUCAGUAGUUCUCAUGCGCGAGGUCAAGGACGUAUGGCUCGUGGGAGAGGAUUAUGCCCCUUGUGCAGAAAAGUUGUUUCUUUCAAAGAUACUAUUGUGUUGAAGUUGAAGAAAUCUGAUCGUAGGUUUGUCGAAGUGAAGUAG
Molecule: messenger RNA, 426 nt
Organism: Lodderomyces orthopsilosis Co 90-125
Lineage: Eukaryota; Fungi; Ascomycota; Pichiomycetes; Serinales; Debaryomycetaceae
Product: SUMO-targeted ubiquitin ligase complex subunit
Exons: 1
Coding region: 1-426 (141 amino acids)
Source: RefSeq, a predicted model, not a curated record